UAUAAGUCAGUUAAAAAUGGAGAGUCAGCUAGUAAUCUGUUUUACUGUCCUUAUCACACAAUUCCUUUCAGGAAAUUGUAAGAACUAUCUGGUUGAGACGAAGGAUGAACCUGGAGUUGUAGAACUGGGAGGAAAGUAUGGAGAUUAUUCCAAUUCUGGUUACAAAGAUGCCUGUGAAAAAGAUGCACAUUGCCGUGAUGGGGAAUAUUGCUGCACAACCAAAGUUUGCAAAGAAUUGCCUCCAUGUGAGGGGAGUAAAGAUUGUCCAGAUAAUUUGAUCUGCAACAAAAACAACCUGUGCCAGCGGCCAAAGACCUAUGGUGCAGAUUAUAAUUAUAGUAAUUAUAUAGAUGUUAGAGCAUAUUGAAUAUAGAUUAUAUAGAUGUU
Molecule: messenger RNA, 387 nt
Organism: Eurytemora carolleeae
Lineage: Eukaryota; Metazoa; Arthropoda; Copepoda; Calanoida; Temoridae
Exons: 4
Coding region: 17-367 (116 amino acids)
Source: RefSeq, a predicted model, not a curated record